Molecule: messenger RNA, 255 nt
Organism: Fusarium tjaetaba
Lineage: Eukaryota; Fungi; Ascomycota; Sordariomycetes; Hypocreales; Nectriaceae
Exons: 1
Coding region: 1-255 (84 amino acids)
Source: RefSeq, a predicted model, not a curated record
AUGGAACCAAUCAAUACAGACCACAAAAGAGUCGUUACGCGCCACCUCAUCUCGGACACGGGUGACUUUUACUUGGGCCUAACAGAGAUCUAUUGCUAUCUACCCAAUGGUGGUUGGUCAUGGUCUAUGGAGACUACGAAAGAUGAUCAAAUCAUCUAUGCACCCAGAGCAGAACCGGAAGAUCUUGUGGAGGAGCUCCAGAAGAUGGGGUUUAUUGAGAAGGAAGCAGUUGGUGAGACGGCUGCGGCCACGUAG